GCUCCUCCCCCUCAUCAAUUCUUCAAUUCUAAUUUCUUCAUCCAUAUCUUUUUUCUUCUUCAGCUCUACCUUCCUUAAAGAACCUUGAGCCGACAACACAGUCACUCUUCCCAAUGGACAAACUACCCAAAUGCGAUGCCAACUAUGUUCCCCUUUCUCCUCUUACCUUCUUGUACAGAGCUGCGGCUGUCUACGGAAGCCGCACCUCUGUCAUCUAUGGCGGAACCCGUUUCACCUGGAAGCAGACCCACGAGCGAUGCCUCCGUUUGGCAUCUUCUCUCCGGCUGCUGAACAUCAUAUCCAAGAAUGAUGUGGUAUCAGUGCUGUCGCCCAACGUUCCAGCUCUGUAUGAGAUGCACUUUGCUGUGCCCAUGGCUGGAGCCGUGCUGAACACCAUAAACACAAGGCUCGAUGCCAAAAACAUUGCCACGAUUCUCAGGCACUCCGAAGCCAAAGCCUUCUUCGUCGACUACCAGUAUGUGCCAUUGGCAAGGGAAGCACUGAAGCUGCUCAUGGCAGACUGCAGCCACGAAGCUGAAUCGUCCCUACCGUUAGUUAUAGUCAUCGACGACAUUGACUCGCCAACAGGAAUCCGCCUGGGCGAGCUCGAGUACGAACAGCUAAUCCAGAUGGGCAACCCUGAGCAUCCACCGCAUCAACUAAAGGAGGAAUGGGAUCCCAUAGCACUGAAUUACACAUCUGGGACGACCUCCGCCCCAAAGGGAGUAGUCUACAGCCACCGAGGCACCUAUCUGAGCACCCUCAGCCUCAUCCUACAAUGGGAAAUGGGGAGUGAGCCAGUCUAUCUGUGGUCACUUCCCAUGUUCCAUUGCAACGGGUGGACUUUCACAUGGGGCGUUGCAGCUCGUGGAGGCACCAACGUAUGCAUUCGCAACACAUGCGCCGUGGAGAUGUACCGAGCCAUCGCGGAGCACAGAGUAACGCACAUGUGCUGCGCGCCUAUCGUCUUCAACAUCCUGCUUGAGGCACGGCCCGAGGAGCGCCGAGAGAUAGCCUCCCCAGUGCACAUACUCACCGGUGGAGCACCACCUCCGGCGCCACUUCUUGAGAAGAUCGAACGGCUUGGCUUCCAUGUCACUCACGCCUACGGCCUCACAGAAGCUACAGGGCCUGCACUGGUGUGCGAGUGGCAGGCAAAGUGGGAUCGGUUGCCACGUGAACACCAGGCCAAGUUGAAGGCGCGCCAAGGCAUAAGCGUUUUAACUCUGGCUGAUGUUGAUGUCAAAAAUGAUAUGGAGACCAUGAGAAGCGUCCCAAGAGACGGACAGACUGUUGGUGAGAUUGUGCUACGAGGAAGCAGCAUCAUGAAGGGCUACUUCAAGGACCCGGAGGCCACGUCCAAAGCCUUCCACAACGGCUGGUUCCAGACGGGCGAUGUGGGUGUGAUCCACCCAGAUGGAUACCUGGAAAUCAAGGACCGAUCCAAGGACGUGAUCAUCUCCGGUGGCGAGAACAUCAGCAGCGUGGAGGUGGAGACGGUGCUGUACAAGCACCCAAAAGUGUUGGAGGCCGCCGUCGUUGCAAUGCCGCAUAACCGGUGGGGCGAGACGCCCUGCGCAUUCAUCACCCUCAAGAAGGGAGCAGAGAGAUCAGAGGAAGCAAUAAGAGAAGCAGACAUCAUCGCGUAUUGCCGCAACAAUCUCCCCAAAUUCAUGUCCCCCAGAAAAGUAGUGCUCAUGGAGGAGCUCCCCAAGACAUCCACCGGGAAGAUUCAGAAGUUCCAGUUGAGGGAAUACGCUAAAUCUUUCACCAUUGUUGAGCCUACUCCUCAGAGCACAGCAGAGUCUUCUCAAGGCAAGACCCAACGGUCCCACUAUAAACAUCAGCCUCAGGAACAAGUUCUAGCAAUGUCUCGUCUUUAGUUAACUGUUUAGAAUUAAUUUUGAGGAAUUAAUCAUCAUGAGUCUUAUCGUUUAAGCA
Molecule: messenger RNA, 1941 nt
Organism: Nelumbo nucifera (sacred lotus)
Lineage: Eukaryota; Viridiplantae; Streptophyta; Magnoliopsida; Proteales; Nelumbonaceae
Product: trans-cinnamate:CoA ligase, peroxisomal-like
Source: RefSeq, a predicted model, not a curated record